Molecule: messenger RNA, 351 nt
Organism: Oldenlandia corymbosa var. corymbosa
Lineage: Eukaryota; Viridiplantae; Streptophyta; Magnoliopsida; Gentianales; Rubiaceae
Source: the annotation of a GenBank genome assembly
AUGGAGAAGAAAUUCAAUUCAUUUCUCUUCUCCAUCAUCUUUUUCGUUUCCAAACUAUUCGUCCCACCACCACCACCAACCAUGGCGGCUGCAGCCGCCAAGAAAAAUAAUACAGUUGCCAUAAAUGUUGGAGUGGUUUUAGACAUGGAUAUAUUCGGGCAGGUGGCAUUAAGUUGCAUAUCGAUGGCUCUUUUGGACUUCUAUGUGUCCCAUGAUCAUUACAAAACUCAAGUUGUCUUAAAUGUUAGAGACUCCAAGGAAGACGUGCUUGUUGCUGCUCUACAGUUUAAAGAGAUCGGUUAUGAUGGAAGGCAAAAUUUGUGGAUUGAUAUUGCUCGUAGAACGACAUAA